Messenger RNA from Cordyceps militaris CM01, 366 nucleotides. RefSeq lists its product as uncharacterized. Lineage: Eukaryota; Fungi; Ascomycota; Sordariomycetes; Hypocreales; Cordycipitaceae. The record is from RefSeq and is a predicted model, not a curated record. The transcript has a single exon. The coding region runs from base 1 to 366 and encodes 121 amino acids.
AUGGCUACUCUCUCGCAAAUCGCAACCGGCCUCGUCGCCGCCGAGCAUGUCUACAUUCUCGUGCUGGAAAUGUUUCUCUGGACGACGCCGCGUGGUCUCAAAGCAUUCAAGCUCACCAAGGACAUGGCGGAAAAGACAAAGGUCCUGGCUGCCAACCAAGGCCUCUACAACGGCUUCCUGGCGGCGGGCCUGGCCUGGAGCCUGCUGCACCCGGUUCCCGAGUUUGCGCAAGAACUGCGACUGUUCUUCCUCUCCAACGUGGUCGUGGCCGGAGCGUACGGCGGCGCGACGGGGCCGAAGAAGAUCUGGAAGGUGCAAAUGCUACCGGGCCUGGUGUCUUUUGCGCUGACGUACUUUGCGCUUUGA